Molecule: messenger RNA, 4012 nt
Organism: Sciurus carolinensis (gray squirrel)
Lineage: Eukaryota; Metazoa; Chordata; Mammalia; Rodentia; Sciuridae
Gene: Uap1l1
Product: UDP-N-acetylglucosamine pyrophosphorylase 1 like 1
Exons: 10
Coding region: 685-2208 (507 amino acids)
Biological process (GO): UDP-N-acetylglucosamine biosynthetic process
Molecular function (GO): UDP-N-acetylglucosamine diphosphorylase activity
Source: RefSeq, a predicted model, not a curated record
CUCCCUUAACAGGAGCAGACCUGAGGGUAAUGUUCCUUUCCAUUUUGAGUCCAAAACACCACUUGAACUUUUUAAAAGCAUGCUUUACUUUUAGACUUAAUGAAGUUAGUUUCUAAAAGAAACUAGGUGGCUGAAGCUAUGUCUUCCUGUUCUUCACAAGAGACUUUAGGAAAACUAAGAUAUCAAAAUGUCAUAGUUAAACAGGCCCGACGGGCUGCGGCGGUGGGCUGUGGGAAGUUUCCCCUGUGAGCAGGGAGCCCCCGCCCCCGCACGAAGGGCAAUGCUCUCCCGCAGCCCUUGGACGUCUGGCACGCUGGCCUGCUAGAUCUGGCUCCACCCUUCUCCCAGCUACAGCCCAGCCCAGUCUCUGGACCUCUCCUUGAGCCCCUGGACUGUCCCCCGACCUCUGCCCGAGUCUUGGUGAAGGCCAGCAUGCCCAGGUCCUUCACAGGCUCAUCCUGCGCAGGGCGGACUCUUGCCGGCCGCUCUGCUGUGAGCAGGCAGGGUUAGGGCUGGUCAUCCCUCAAGCCUGGCUGGCCGGGUCACCGAUCCCCUGAGUGGCGCCUCGGCCCCAGCUCGGUCGCCCUUUCUCCCCCAGCGCAGAGGUCCAGCUCUUGCACCCACUCCUGCAGACGGAGCGUGCGGGUCACGAGUGCCAGCUGGUCUUGCGUCGUCGGCGAUGACAUGGCCUCGGAGACGGACGUGCGCGCCCAGCUCCAGCGCGCGGGCCAGGAGCAUCUGAUGCGCUUCUGGGGCGAGCUGGCCCCGGGGCCGCGCGCCGCGCUGCUGGCGGAGCUGGCGCUGUUGGAGCCCGACGCGCUGCGCGAGCACUGUAAACGAGCAGCGGCGGCCUGUGCGCGCACCUCCGGGCCCCCGCCGGACUUGGCCGCGCGCCUGCGGCCCCUGCCUCCAGAGCGCGUGGGCAGCGCGAGCCGCGGCGACCCCGAGAUGCGGCGGCGUUGGGAGGAGGAAGGUUUCCGCCAGAUUGCCCUGAACAAGGUGGCAGUCCUGCUGCUGGCGGGCGGCCAGGGCACUCGACUGGGGGUCUCCUACCCCAAGGGCAUGUAUCAUGUGGGGCUGCCCAGCCAGAAGACCCUGUACCAGCUGCAGGCGGAGCGGAUCCGGCGGGUGGAGCAGCUGGCUGGCGAGCGCCACGGGACUCGCUGCACUGUGCCCUGGUACAUCAUGACCAGUGAGUUCACGCUGGAGCCCACUGCCAAGUUCUUCAAGGAGCAUGACUUUUUCCACCUGGACCCUGCCAAUGUGGUCCUGUUUGAACAGCGCAUGCUACCUGCUGUGACCUUUGAGGGCAGGGUCAUCCUGGAGCGGAAAGACAAAGUUGCCAUGGCCCCAGAUGGCAACGGGGGUCUGUACUGCGCUCUGGAGGACCACCGUAUUCUAGAGGACAUGGAGCGUCGGGGAGUGGAGUUCGUGCACGUGUACUGUGUGGACAACAUCCUGGUGCGGCUGGCGGACCCGGUCUUUAUCGGCUUCUGCGUGUUGCAGGGUGCGGACUGUGGCGCCAAGGUGGUGGAGAAGGCAUACCCUGAGGAGCCAGUGGGUGUGGUAUGCCGGCUGGACGGUGUCCCCCAGGUGGUGGAGUACAGUGAGAUCAGCCCUGAGGUGGCCCAACUGCGUGGCACCGAUGGUGGCCUGAUUUACAACGCAGGCAACAUCUGCAAUCACUUCUUCACCCGGGACUUCCUCCAGACUGUCGCCAGGGACCGUGAGCCCCUGUUGAAGCAACACGUGGCGGUGAAGAAGGUUCCCUACGUGGAUGAGGCGGGGCACCUGGUGACACCGCUGAAGCCAAACGGCAUAAAGAUGGAGAAGUUUGUGUUCGAUGUGUUCCGGUUUGCGGGGAACUUCGUUGCCUUCGAAGUGCCUCGGGAGGAGGAGUUUUCCCCCCUGAAGAAUGCAGAGGCGGCCGGCAGGGACAACCCUUCCACUGCCAGGCGGGCCCUGCUGGCUCAGCACUACCGGUGGGCUCUGCAGGCGGGGGCCCGCUUCCUGGAUGCACACGGGGCCCAGCUUCCUGCGCUGCCCUGCUUGCUCCCAAAUGGAGACCCUCCGGCCAUCUGUGAGAUAUCGCCCUUGGUGUCUUACUCUGGAGAGGGUUUGGAAAUGUACCUGCAAGGUCGGGAGCUGCAGUCCCCGUUCAUCCUGGAUGAGGAGCAGGCCAGGGUUCUGCAGCUGCAGGAGACCUGACUUUCUCCCAGGCCUGCAGCAUGGGGGGGCCUGUGGGUGGGGACACAGCCCUGUCCUGCAUUCUGCUGGAAUGCAGGCUGCUGUGCACCUCCAGCCUGCAGAACCCAGAAGGGAAUGUGCUCCUUCACUGCAUGAAGAGCCCCUUCCUCCAUCACUGUGGACACGAGUGACCACCAGCCUGCUGUGGGCUUUUUGGCUUCAUUUCUGGGUCUGGGGUUCUGGCUGGGAGGUUUCAGGACCUCAGAGAAUGAUAAUGAAAAGUGUCAUCGGGGUGGGGUGGGAGGGAGGUGUGCAUCUGGAGGGCCCAGAGUAGGGGAUGUCCCCGUCCCUCUGGAAGCCACCCUGACCAAUGUGCAGGCCCACUGCCUUUUUGGCAGACAUGGGGAGGCACGCUGGCCAUGGCCAGGGCGCUGUUCAGACUUCAGAUGAGGAAAUGAAACAAGCAGACAGGUCUCGUUGCCUCAAAGGGGGAUGCUUAAGGGGCUGUCCCUUCCCUCCUCGGCAGCUUAACCAGUAAUGGGUGAGGUUGGGGUCCUCACCCUGCGUGCCACACGGAGGCCAACAAGAGGUCUGGCUGUCCAUGGCAAAGGCUCUGAGCAGCUGGGCAGCACACUGGCUCUCUUGCCUUCCUCUUGGCCACGUCUGUAGGUGCUGUGGCUGCAGAUUGAGUGCUUCCCCGGGAACCAGUGAGGCCGGUGGGGGGACCGCCGGGUGGUUUCUCCUUAGUCACAGUCAGCUGGGUUAGGAGCACAGCUCUCGCCCUGCCUGCCUGUAGCUGCAACAGAACAUGGCGCUUGGGCUCCUCCAAGCACUUGGUGCUCUUCCUGUGCUCCAGGUGAGGCUCCGUCUUCACUAGCACACCUGCCUUCCACUGCGGGAGGGCAGGGCACACACCCCACUGAUGUGAGAUGGGCUGGGAACUGGCCUGUGCCCGCAAGGCCGCCUGCCCACCCCUGCAGCGCCCACCCGUCCCCAUCUGUUUUCCAGGGGAGGGAUGCUGCCGGGAAGGGUGGGUCUCUCCGGGACAUGGAGCCCAUCCUCCCCACCUGAGCCAGAGGGCCUUAGUGGGCCCGUGCCCUCGCAGUGCCGGCUUCCCCAAGGCCCUGCAGGGUACCACUGCCAACCUCAAGCAGCUCGCGUGCCUUGGCACCUGUCAGGCAAGCAGAUGGCCCAGGCAGGAGACAGCCUUGGCCAUGUCCUGCCCACAGCUGUGCCUCCUGGCUGUAACUGGAACCGUCAGGACACCUUUCCUGUGGAAGUCAGGCAGUUGGGUGAAUUCUUGGGAGAACUGAAGAAGAACCCAGUCACUCCUCCACAUGGGUGUCAAGGACAGGGGACCUGUGCCGGGCCAGCUUCCCCUGUUGGGUGCCUUUGGUUUCUGUGUGUUGUCUUGGGUGCUGGGGAUCGACCCAGGACGCUCUUACUGCUGAGCUGCACCCCCAGCCCUUUUUACUUACUUAUUUUGAGAUGGGGCCUUGCUAAGUUACUGAGACUGGCCUUGAACUUGUGGUCCUCCUGCCUCAGGCUCCCCAGUUCCUGACAUUACGGUCCUGUGCCGCUGUCCCCAGCUCACGUUUGCAUCGUACAUGGUUGUAGUGCAGUGCUGAACCAGGAAAGCGACAUGGGACAGCGUUCCGCUGCGUCCGAGGUGCAGGACUGUCCCCGUCACAGACCCCCUCGGGCUUCCCUUCUUACUCACACCCUCCACCCCAAGCCCAGCCCUCCCCGAAGAGGCUACCAGCUCUUGAAAGUGCCCCCAUCUUCACGCCACAUGGACACUUGCAAUAAACAAGGUGCCGAGAUU